Messenger RNA from Chaetomium fimeti, 1533 nucleotides. RefSeq names its product Golgi transport complex subunit 5-domain-containing protein. NCBI's taxonomy places the organism in Eukaryota, Fungi, Ascomycota, Sordariomycetes, Sordariales, Chaetomiaceae. Gene Ontology annotation, biological process: intra-Golgi vesicle-mediated transport. The coding region runs from base 1 to 1440 and encodes 479 amino acids. The record is from RefSeq and is a predicted model, not a curated record. Gene Ontology annotation, cellular component: COG complex. The transcript has a single exon.
AUGAGCAGCGCUCCAAUAACCCCCACGGGCCCUGCGGCCACCGACCCCGACGAGCCCUCCUACAUCGACUACGAAGCCUUCCUCGACCCCUCCUUCACACCCUCCUCCUUCGCCAACACCCUCGUCCUAGCCACCAACAACCCCACCGACACCCCCCUCGACCUCUCCACCCCUCUCUCACGAGUCCUCUUCGACAUCCAAGAAAUCGACUCCCACAUCGACCAGCUCACCACCCGCUCCGCCCUGCCCCUCCUCAGCCACACCUCAACCCACGCCUCAGCGAGCACCCACAUCCUCGACACCCUGACCACACAAAUCACCGCCCUCAACGCCAGCCACGCGCAGCUGACCCGCGAGGUAACCCAAAAACACGCCGAGGCCGACCAGGUGCGCGCCGUGGCCGCCCGCCUGUGGGACGCGCUCCGCCUCGCCCGCGCCGUCGCCCGCGCCCUGCACCUCGCCCGCCAGCUCGACGCCCAGCACGCCGAGCUGACGGGGUCGGCGUCGGCGACGGCGACGACCAGCGCGGCCUCGGCGAGGGGCAGGGAGGAUUGUCGCGCGCUGGUGCGCUGUGCGCAUACGUUGCUGGCGCUGGGGGGGUUGUUUGCCGGGGUGGGCGUGGUGGGCGCUGAGGGGUAUGGGUUGGAUAGGGUGGCGGUGGUGAAGGGGUUGAGGGAGGGGGUGGUGGCGCCCGUGGAGAGGGCGGUGAGGGAGACGGCAGAAAGGGUGGUGCGCGAGUUCUCGAUGGGGAGUGCGACCGGCGGGACCGCGACGUAUGCCCAGUCGGAGGAGGUGCGCACGAGGACGGUGGCGGCGCUGACGGCGCUGUAUUUUCUGACCCCGCCGCCGCCGUCGUCGGGGUUGGGGAAGGGGGCGGGGGAGCGGUGGGCGCCGACGCUGAUGCUGCAGGCGCUGGAGGUGUAUUUGAGGUCUGCGCUGCAGAGUAGCAUCGCGGGCUUGUCGCGGGCGCUGGCGACGCUGCCGAGCCUGGAUAGGACACUGGCUGAGGUCAGCGCGCGGUGUCAGAAUGUCGUGGCGCUGGAGGUGGUGCUGGAGGGGACGAAGGCGCCUGUGCACCCGCUGCUGCAGGGUAAGCAUGCGGAGCAGGCGGCCGGGAACUUGCUGCAGCCGCUGCUGGCGCACUUGGAGACGGGUUCGCUGGCGAGCUAUUUCUGGCGGACCAUGGCCGGCAGCAUGGCGCCGAGGGUGCAGGAGAUCAUGUCAAAGGGAGGCGUCUCCGCACGAACACUCAGAACAAACCGGCAGACCGUGGGCGAGGCCAUCAAGGAGUGCGUGGCCCGGGGAAGUCAGCUGCCGAGUGCAGUUGCUGCGGCCGCGAAGGGUCAGGGGAGGGGAAGCGAGGUGGACUCCGGUGGGAAGCACUGGGAGAGAGAAGUGGCUGUCAUGGUGGGCAGUAUUGUCAACAAUCUUGGGAGGUGAUGGAAGGAUCCCUUGAAUUAGGUUGUCCGAGACCCCCCGAAUGGCUUAAAUACAAGAGCAGGGGACGCUGAAAUGAUUACAGUUCCGAGACCA